AUUCUAAGAUAUUUUUUAUUUGUUUACUUUUAAGUCUUACGCUUUAGUCUAUCAAAAGCAAAUAUUGAAAAUUGAGGAGAGAUAUGCUAUGUUCAAGCUUGACAUUCUCCCCCGCGCCUUUCUUCUUUGUCUCUGUCUUCUCUCAUUCCAUUCCUGAUGCACUGACCAACCCUUAAACUCCACCAAUCUUGAAUUCACCCUACAAACUAGAGCAAGAAAUCUUGCUCAGUAAACAAAUAUGUUUAGCAAAGCUCAAUGCUUUGAUAUUAGCUCUUUUUUCCAGUCCCCAUGUCAUUUACAACAUACUUCCUUCACCAUCAAAUUUUCUGUUUCUCCACUUGAAACUUAUGAUUCUUCCAAAAAACUCAAAGAUUCUAACUUUCCUGAAAUACCCAAUAAAGGUUUCAAGAAAUUUAGAAGAUUUGAGAAGCAGAAUAUAAACCCAAGUGUUGUAGUUGAUACCAAUAAACAAAGUAGUUUCAGUCAAAACCCACUUGGGUCUGUUAUUGAAUUCAAUAAAUUACAAUCUGGGAAGAAUUUGGAUCAACAUAGUAAAAAUGGCGUGCUAGAAUCAGAAUCUGGGAGAAAAAAUUUUCCUACAAAAAAGUUGCACACCAAGUGUUCGACGAAAUGGGCCUCUUAUGGUGGAUGUAUUCCUUCCAUAUUGCAGGCGUUAGAGAAUACAACUGACUUAGACGAGGCUUUUCGACCAUGGGAGGAGAGACUUAGCAACAAAGAGAGGAGUAUAAUUUUGAAGGAGCAAUUGACUUGGGAGAGAGCUAUGGAGAUUUUUGAGUGGUUUAAGAAGAAGGGUUGUUAUGAAUUGAAUGUGAUUCAUUAUAAUAUCAUGCUUAGGAUUCUAGGAAAAGCAAAAAAAUGGAGUGAAGUAGAAAAAUUGUGGAAUGAGAUGAAGAUGAGGAGGAUUGCACCAAUUAAUUCUACUUAUGGUACUCUUAUUGAUGUUUAUAGCAAAGGUGGUCUUAGAGAGGAGGCUUUGAUUUGGCUUAGAAGAAUGAAUAAACAAGGGAUGGACCCUGAUGAGGUUACUAUGGGAAUUGUUGUCCAAAUGUACAAGAAAGCCGGUGAGUUUGGGAAAGCAGAAGAGUUCUUUAAAAUGUGGUCUUCGGGCAAAUCGAUCAAAGGGAAGCAUACACUUGACGUAUAUAGAGCUAGUGCCAUGAAAGUGAAUUCCAACACCCCACUUAGUUUGAGCUUGUAUACAUACAAUACACUAAUUGACACCUAUGGGAAGUCUGGAAGAAUUGAAGAAAUGUCGCAAACUUUCGAAAAGAUGCUAGAAGAUGGAGUUAUUCCUGAUACGAUAACCUUCAAUACGAUGAUGCACAUUUAUGGCAGUAUUGGCAGGCUAGAUGAGGUCAGCAGAUUGGUGCAAAAGAUGGAUGAGCUCAACCGUGCUUUUGAUACAAGGACAUAUAACAUUUUGAUAUCUUUGUAUGCUAAGCGCGAUGAUAUCCACCUUGCAUUUAGUUAUUUCACGAAGAUGAAACAGGUGUGUCUUGAACCCGAUCCUGUGAGCUAUCGUACCCUUUUGUAUGCUUUCUCUAUAAGGCAAAUGGUUUUCGAAGCAGAAAUGCUUAUUUCAGAAAUGGAUAAAAAGGGUCUUGAAAUUGAUGAAUUUACGCAGUCUGCCUUGACUAGAAUGUAUAUCGAUGCUGGCAUGCUUGAAGAGUCGUGGUCAUGGUUUGAACGUUUCCACGACAAAGGCAAUAUGACCUCUGAAUGCUAUGCUGCGAACAUUGAUGCAUAUGGAGAUCGUGGGUAUGUCGAUGAAGCUGAGAAAGUGUUUGUUUGUUGCCAAAAGAACAAAAUAGGUGUAUUGGAAUUCAAUGUGAUGAUCAAAGCUUACGGCAUAGGCAAGAAGUACGAUAAAGCAUGCCAGUUGUUUGACAGUAUGGAGAAACUCGGUGUUCUGCCAGAUAGAUGCAGCUAUAUCUCCCUCAUACAAUCACUCGCUGCGGCUGAUUUGCCCCAUGUUGCAAAGCCAUAUCUGUUUAAGAUGCAGCAAGCCGAUCUUGUGAAUGAUUGUGUUCCUUACUGCGCUCUGAUUUCGAGCUUUGCAAAACUUGGUCAGUUGGAAUCGGCCAAAAGCUUGUACAAUGAGAUGAUUGGUUAUAAUGUGCAGCCUGAUGUAGUUCUAUAUGGUGUGCUAAUCAAUACUUCAGCCGAGAAUGGAAAUGUUGCCGAAGCCAUGCACUAUAUCGAUGCUCUGAAAAACGCCGGUCUUUCAUUGAACGAUGUAAUUUGCAACUCCCUGAUCAAACUCUAUACAAAAGUUGGAUACUUGGAAGAAGCAGAAGACACUUACAGACUGCUUCAAUCAUUUGAGAAGGGUGCAGAUGUAUAUUCUUCGAAUUGUAUUAUCGAUUUGUAUAGCAAACGGUGUAUGGUUAGGGAAGCCGAAGAGAUUUUUGAAGAUGUGCGGGUAAGAGGUGAAGCAAAUGAGUUCUCGUACGCAAUGAUGUUGUGCAUGUACAAGAGGACAGGCAGGCUAGAAGAAGCAAUUAGGAUUGCAGAAAAGAUGCAGGAACUAAGACUUUUGACCGAGCUUUUGAGCUAUAAUAGUGUGCUUGGUCUUUUUGCUGUUGUUGGAAGAUUAAAUGAGGUCGUUUCCAUUUUUAAGGAAAUGGUUAGACUCGAGAUAGAACUUGACGAUUCGACUUUUAAGUCACUCGGGUUAGUUCUUGUGAAAUCCGGGGUGCCCAAGAAGGCGGUUGCGAAAUUAGAGGUAGUGAGAAAGAAGGAUUAUAGAAGUGGUCUGCAAGGAUGGAUGUCGGCCUUGACUUCUGUCAUUUGCAAGGAAAAUUAUGGAGACUAUGAAGGUGAUUAAAUUGUUUCGAGAUCAUCUCGAGAUCCCUUCGUUUGUGUGCCCAUCACCAUUGCUGUAAAGAGCGGUGUAUUUGUUGCCAAUCAAGGGACUAAAUUGAUGUAUUUUCUCUUUAUUCCUGUUCUUUUUACAGAAUGCAUUGAAAUGAUUCAAAACUGUACUUGUAAGAGUCAAGAUAAGGAAUAAAAUGUUGCAAAACGGGUAGAUAGUUGUUCAUUAUCAA
Molecule: messenger RNA, 3068 nt
Organism: Amaranthus tricolor (Joseph's coat)
Lineage: Eukaryota; Viridiplantae; Streptophyta; Magnoliopsida; Caryophyllales; Amaranthaceae
Product: pentatricopeptide repeat-containing protein At3g23020
Exons: 1
Coding region: 239-2848 (869 amino acids)
Molecular function (GO): protein binding
Source: RefSeq, a predicted model, not a curated record